AUUGUUAUUAAUGCAUGUGUGUACUAUUUUGGUUCAAGGUUAUAAGAGAUAAGUUCCGUACUUAAACUCGACUUAGCAGCCAACCAGUGCAUUUGUUCACAUCAAACGUUCGCGACAAGACUGAACACUUUGUCAAGCCUAAGGAGUUAAUCGAAAUUCAUAUAUAUAUAUAAAGAAUGUUUUACAAAGUAUCUCUCCUGUUGUGUUUUCUUCAACUUGGUAGCGCGUAUGGUGUGUGGCAUGACGUUGGCAAAGCCUGUAUCGGCGCGAAGGACAACAGUUUUGCAGACAUAACAUACAACGGACCAAGUUCCUUUGUUAAUGCUGUUAAAUUGGUCCACACUUCAGGUUAUGUUUCGAACAGAAUGUCAACCAAGAAAGGCUCACUCUGGGGUGAUCCCCAGAGGAGCAAAUCUCUUGGCAUUCUCAUCACCGACGACUUGAACCGCAUCCUAUAUCCAUCACCCCGACUGACAACCAUAAGCAACUAUGGUUGGUAUACCUUGCCAAGGUACACCGGGUUAUCUCCCAACCUGGUAUUCAGUGAUAGCGGUGCUCCCCAGUAUUUUGAGAAAGGCAACAAACUCAGAAUUUGGUAUGGAGAAGAUUGGAGUGGCUACACUGAAAUAGACAACCACGGCAAUUCCUGCAUGAAAGUGUUCCUUCAUUUGACUGGUUGUUAACAUGGCAUGCCUGCACUUGUUUAAAAUUUAAAAUUUUGUUACUUUUAAUGACAAUAUGGAAAACAAUUUCUUUAUGAAAAAAUGUAUACCAGUUUUAUUUGAAUUAAUUAUAUAUAGAAAUCAUUGUAAUAGC
Dendronephthya gigantea is the source of this 816-nucleotide messenger RNA. RefSeq lists its product as uncharacterized. The transcript is spliced from 2 exons. The coding region runs from base 177 to 683 and encodes 168 amino acids. The record is from RefSeq and is a predicted model, not a curated record. NCBI's taxonomy places the organism in Eukaryota, Metazoa, Cnidaria, Anthozoa, Malacalcyonacea, Nephtheidae.